AUGCUCUGUGCGGUCCGCUCGACUUACUUAUCGCCUGCUCUUCUGACCCGGGCUCGCAACCUUUUAGCUGAGCAUGCAGAUCUUUCUGACCAACUGGCGACUUCGUUUGACCCCAAAAUCGCGAAGCGCGUUGGUGAGCUAGGCCCAGUCGCGAAGGCCCUCGCAGAAUGGAACAAUGCCAACGAGUCAAUCUCAGAGCUCAAGUCCAUGUUAGAGGAUCCGGAUGCCGAAGCAGAACUAAGGUCUAUUGCCGCUGAAGAAUUGCAGACCACCGAAAAUACACUGACUACAUUAUCGGAUGACCUGAAACGCGCCCUCGUUCCUCGACACCCGUUCGCAGAUCUCCCAUGCUUACUAGAGAUACGGCCAGGCGCAGGCGGGGAUGAAGCUAGUAUCUUCUCUUUCGAGUUAUUGGAGAUGUAUGUCGCGUUUUGUGCCCACCGAGGGUUACGAUCUACAGUAAUAAAGCUGGAACGUGCAGACAAUCGAGCAGAUGCUUUGACCGAGGCUGUGUUGGAGGUUGAAGCAGAAGGGGCGUACGAUCUCCUAAGAACGGAGUCGGGUGUACACCGAGUCCAGAGGGUCCCAGCUACAGAGGCCAAGGGCCGCACCCAUACCAGUGCUGUUAGUGUGAUGGUCCUGCCCAGUUUCCCUGACACAAGUAGCGGAGACGGCGCAUUCAACUUUGACGACCCAAACAGCGACUAUUACAUAGAUCCGCAAGAAGUUCGCACUGAGAAGAUGCGAGCUAGCGGCGCCGGAGGUCAACAUGUAAACAAAACCGAAUCAGCCAUUCGCCUGACUCACGUGCCAACAGGCACUGUGGUCUCGAUGCAAGAUUCGCGGUCCCAGCAUGCAAACCGCAAAAAAGCGUGGCAGAUACUGCGCGCAAAGCUGGCCGAGGCUCGGCAGGACGCACGAGAGCAGGAGUUGGUCGAGCUACGAAGAGGAGCGAUGGGCGGUGUAGGACGAAUGGGCCGAGGGGACAAAGUCCGAACCUAUAAUUACGGCCAGAGUCGCUGCACAGAUCAUCGGAGUGGACUUACUGUCCAUAAUUUAGACAAUGUGCUGGAGGGAGGUGAGAUCUUGGUGAAGGUAAUGGACAGCGUGCGCUCCUGGCUUACUGAUCGUGAGAUACUGGCACUCGUUUUGGAGGCAAAUGAAAAGCAGAACUAG
Aspergillus mulundensis is the source of this 1176-nucleotide messenger RNA. RefSeq names its product putative mitochondrial translation release factor (RF-1). The coding region runs from base 1 to 1176 and encodes 391 amino acids. Gene Ontology annotation, biological process: translational termination. Gene Ontology annotation, molecular function: translation release factor activity. The record is from RefSeq and is a predicted model, not a curated record. The transcript has 3 exons. NCBI's taxonomy places the organism in Eukaryota, Fungi, Ascomycota, Eurotiomycetes, Eurotiales, Aspergillaceae.